AUGUCUUCGAUUAACCCAUAUAAUAUAGGUGCUAGUAGUUCAAAUGGGGAGAUAUCGGGUUUGGAUGCGAUUUAUAUAUAUGUAGCAAUUAUGUUUCUAUUAAUUGGGUACGCGAUUUAUAUGUAUCUUAAAGAAAGGGGUACGUGCACUGCAGAAGUAUCUCUAGAAUUCAAUAAUAGAACGGAUACUCCCCUUAGCACACCUAUAACCACAGAACCUAUUCCAGUACCCUCCUACAGUGAGAUAGAUAUACUUGAUGUUCCUCCAUCCUAUGAAAGCCUAUUCCCAAAAGCAGGGCCAAGCAUAGGAAGUAAAGGGGCAGGACCAUCCUCAUAA
Molecule: messenger RNA, 336 nt
Organism: Nematocida ausubeli
Lineage: Eukaryota; Fungi; Microsporidia
Exons: 1
Coding region: 1-336 (111 amino acids)
Source: RefSeq, a predicted model, not a curated record